UGCAGAUAAAAAAAGGAAGAAGCUGAGAUAUUCUAUCAAUCUUGUGCAAUGACGCCUAAUAUUUGUUUGUGGUUUAUAUGGGCCAUCUUGUCAUCUGUAGUUUGGUGUAACAAUGAAGGAAAGAUGAAAAUUCAAGGCAGUAUAACUGCAACAGGGACCAUUAAGAAUUUUGCAAAGGAUUCUAGAAAAACAGUUGAAUUGGCUACAGAUAUAAAGAAUAUGUUAAAUGGUAUGUGUACUCAUAGGAAAAGCCAAGAUAACAACCAAAACAUUGAAGACAAAUUUCAGAACAUAACAACCGAUAUGGACUUGAUAAAAGAAACACUCAACAGCAUUCAGGACACAGUUAGUGAUAUGGACGCCAUAAAAGAAAAACUCGACAUAAUUCAAGACAUUGUUAGUGGUGAUAACCGAGAGUGCUCAGAUACGCCCAGGCGUGUUGGUGUUUACAAUAUCUCACCCGACGAUUCACAUACGUUUAAAGUGAAAUGUGAAGCAGGAGGUUGGACGGUCAUCCAAAAGCGUUUCAAUGGAAGCACAGAUUUCUAUAGAAAUUGGCUAGACUAUGAAAAUGGAUUCGGCGACCUCAAUGAGGAAUUUUGGCUAGGGAAUAAAAAUAUCGCCUUGCUGACAUCACGCAGAAACCAUGAACUGAGGAUUGACCUGGAAGACUGGGAAGGUAGAAAGGCUUACGCGCUCUUUAAAAGUUUUAAAGUCGGUGAUCAAUCUACAAAUUACACACUGACUAUAAGUGGGUAUUCAGGAAAUGCAGGUGAUAGUAUGACGUAUCACAACAAUAUGCCUUUCUCCACCUACGAUCGUGAUAACGAUAAGGCUACUAAUUCUAACUGUGCAGAUUAUAGUGGCCUGAAAGGCGCAUGGUGGUAUAAUGCCUGUUGGAGGUCUAAUUUGAAUGGAAAAUAUUCCCAUACCUCUUCUUCAGGAGGAAUAAAAUACGCAGCAUGGAGAGGCUAUAGUAAAACUAUGAAAAAGUCUUCAAUGAUGAUCAAAAGAACUAAAAAAUAAACAUAUAUCAUAA
This is a messenger RNA of Mytilus trossulus (common blue mussel), 1039 nucleotides long. Its product is annotated as microfibril-associated glycoprotein 4-like. The record is from RefSeq and is a predicted model, not a curated record. NCBI's taxonomy places the organism in Eukaryota, Metazoa, Mollusca, Bivalvia, Mytilida, Mytilidae. The coding region runs from base 49 to 1026 and encodes 325 amino acids. The transcript is spliced from 9 exons.